Molecule: messenger RNA, 8545 nt
Organism: Porites lobata
Lineage: Eukaryota; Metazoa; Cnidaria; Anthozoa; Scleractinia; Poritidae
Source: the annotation of a GenBank genome assembly
AUGAGUCUGUAUCUUGUCGAUUUUGCCAGGGAAGAGUUCAAGUCGUGGAAAAAAUGUACGACUAAGCAUGGACUUGGUUCUACCUGGAGAAUCCAGUGUGAGAAUGAAAGCUGUCCGUCGCACAAGACAAAUUCUAUUUUAAUUCUUCCAAGAAGAGUAGAGCGUUUGAAAUAAACUGGGCCUCAGUUCUUGGCCUUCGAGCAAUCGGUGGUGGACAUUCGGCGGCUUCAAAGUUUUUUAGUUUCCUUGGCCAGGCGCCGAUCAACAAAAACGCCUGGGUGGAUGAUACAAAAAAGAUCGAAGGAGAGGCAAAACUUUUGCUCGAGAAAGAAUUAAACCGUGCUUCUCGUUGUGUAAAAGAGUGGAAGUUUUCCAACAGAGAAUUAAACUGUUCACUUGAAGAUUUUGAAGGAAGUGUUGUGGACAUUGGGGUGACGAUUGAUGCCUUGUGGAGUGCACGAGGAUGGUCAGCUUCAGAUGCUGUGGUAGCCGCAAUUUCUGUUGACACAGGAAAAUUUUGUCCUUUGUCCACACUCGGUGUACCGUAUUUACUCGAUUAACCGCCCUGGGCGCUUAUUAAAUUUUUGGACCUUGAGGGUGGGCGCUUAUUCGAGGUGGGUGCUUAUUUGAGGCUGGGCGCUUAUUAACUUUUUCUGCCUUUAGGAUGGGUGCUCAUUUGAAGUGGGCGCUAAUUCGAGGUUGGGUGCUUAUUCGAAUAAAUAUGGUAAUUGAACUGACUGGAAGCAAAAUAAUUAUUUCCCGCUGCUUGCCGCAAAAGUUUGUUCCAGUUACAUGUUACCUGUCAAAGUCCUACUGUUAGAGAAAAUUGAUAUCAAUCAGAAUAAACAUUUAGGUGUUAUAAUCUCAUUCCAGGUAGGAUGCCGCCAAAAAUGUAUUUUCUAUUUUAUCUCCGAACGCAAAUUUUGCCGAUGGACUCGUACAUUUUGAACUCCAAGUCGGCAGCCUUUCACUCAAUUUGGCUAAAAUUUGACCAGAGUGAUGCCACAUAUCUCUUCUACAAAACCAUGUCUGCGAAUUUUAAUAUUCCUUUUCAUUUUAAAGCUACAGCCUUUUUUCCACAGGGAGUGUUGACUAAUUACCUUCCCCAGCUUCAUUUGCUAAUAAAAGAAAAACAAACGCACCUGUCAAAAAUCUGGGACAGUUUUUUAGUGAAACGUGUUGAGAAGCGAAUGUGGUGUUAAUUGUUUUCUUCCAUUUAUUUCUGGCGGGAGCGGAACAUGAUUUAUAGAGAUGUGUACUUUUACACAAAGCGUUCCAAUUUCGAGACACAUUUAAGUAAAUCUUUUUUGUUAGUUCAAAUCCAUAAUCUGGAAUUAUUAAGCUUUUAUAAAAUAUAUGGUUUAUAGGGGUUUUUAUAGAAACAACUAAUGCUACAGCGAUCCGCUUGCGGACGGUGCUGAAGGGUGGCUGAUACCUUAAUCCUCUCUCUAGACCAGUCCCAAAGUGAAGUUAAUUGUGUCACGGGCUUCAUUGAUACAAUUUAACAACUCCACCAGCUCAAGCUCGGUCCCUGUCCACACCAUGAAAACAUCAUCGAUGUAUCGUAACCAGAUGUAAGGUUUUACUUGUGCCUGGGAUAACAGCCUUCUCUCCAGUCUAUCCAUAAACAAAUUUGCAUAAGACGGUGCCAUUUUCUAGCAAUACCCGUCCCCAAAGUCUGAAGUUAAUGGUUUUCAUUAAAUUCAAAGUUAUUAUUCCUAAGCACUAACUCUGCCAGGUCUACAACUGUCUCUGUCGGUAUCUCCGGGUUCUCUCGAUUGUUGAGAGCCUCCCUGAUAGAUUGUAGUCCCUCAUCAUGGGGUAUGUGGGGAUAUAAUCCCACCACAUCAAUGGUCACCAUUAUCGCUCCGCUAGGGAGUGUACUGAUGUCACGGAGCUUCUUCAGAAAGUCAUUCUAUCCUGAUUGACUGGGACGAGCAAUGGCGGCGUAAAGACGCUUAUUGGGGCUGUCCGCAAUUUCUUCUGAUAUCCGAGGUCUCCGUAACGGCAAAUGGCCGAAUUCAUAUCUGAACUACUAGGAAAAAGGAGAAACAGGAUAUCUACCAGUUCAGACGACUCAACCUCUUCACCUGACAACAAAAAAUCUAGAAAAUCCAUCUCGACCGACAGAGAAAUAGCCGAAGAAGACACAAUCCUAACCACGCUAGAUAUGACAGCAAACAUGGCAAAAAAGCUUGAAGAAAUCCUUGAGCGUUUAAAAAAGCAUCGAGACAAAGCUCAACUGCCUAGAAGAGCGUACAGCAGUAUUGGAAAAUUUCAGACAAACUACGGAGAAAGACAUUAACGAUCUUAAAGAAAAUAGAAAUUUCACGAGCUCACAGUUAUCUGAAAUUUCGACUGAGCUAAAAAAUCACCAAGCUGCAAUCACUGAUUUAACACAAAAGGCAGAGGCGAGUAAAGAGUUAUUAAACGAACUUACAGCAAAAAAUCUCUACCUAGAAGCUUACUCCAGAAGAGAGAACAUCAGGUUUAUGAACAUAAAAGAUGGCUCCUCCGAUGAACCCGAAGAUGUCGAAGAAACCCUAAGAGAUUUCUUAGAACGCGAACUGGGCUUCCACAACGCAAGAAGCGUGGAAAUCCAAAGAGUUCAUCGAAGUGGAAAAAGCAAGAAUGGAAAGCCUCAGCCAAUACUGGCUCGUUUUCUGAGAUACAAGGAUGUCCAGAAAAUAUUUUCACUCGGGCACCGAUUAAAAGAAACCGAUUUCCAAAUGUUCCGCGACUAUCCUGCAGAAAUUGUCAGAAGACGCAAAGAGCAGAUGAAGACCUUCCAACAGGCCAGAAGAAACAACAUUCCUGCAUUCUUCAGUCUAUCGGAACCAGAUAAGUUAUUUAUUAGAGGUUGAGUGUGGCCUGUAGGAAAAAAACUGAUCAUUAAUCCUGAGACUGUUUCAUAAUUGUAUUACGGGGACAAACUUAAUAUUUUUUUUUUCCUUGCGGCUAGUCACCCCUUAGAGAUGCAAAGCGACCACCCAGCAAGAAAACAUUUUAACCUUGUCUUUGUUUUUUUUCGAUUUUUUUCUGUUUUGUUUUACUUUCAGUGCUUUGAAAUAUCUUUUUUUUAGACCUUUCUGUACGAAACCGACACUCUAUAUCUCAUUUGCACAAAUCAGAAUAAUCUCUCAUGCUAUUCUUCUUUGGGUGAAAAUUAUCAGUUUCUUCUUUCUUCACAGCAACAAAAGAAAUGGAACUUACAAUUGGUUCAAUUAAUGCUAGGGGAUUAGGAGACAGAAGCAAGCGACGGGAAUUCUUUAAUUGGCUGAGGAAAAAACAAAUGGCCAUAUAUUUUAUUCAAGAAGCUCAUUGUACCGAAAAUAAUAUGCAUGACUGGCGAGCUGAAUGGGGUUAUCAGGCCCUUUUCAGUUGCUGCUCUAGCAAAAAGGCAGGCGUUAUCAUAUUAUUUAACAACACUUUCACCUUUCAAAUUUCGCGAACAUACUGCGACCGUGGGGGACGCUAUAUAAUCUGUGACUUGAUUACAAAUGGGAAACACUUAACCUUGACAAAUAUAUAUGCUCCAAACAACGACGACCCAACCUUUUUUACCUCGGUCUUUGAGCGGCUAGCAGAUUUUAAGUGCGAUGAGGUAAUAAUUGGCGGGGACUAUAAUUUAGUUUUGGAUGUUGAGAAAGGUAAAAAAGGUGGCCUUGCAAAAACCCACAAAAAAUCGUUGGAAGUCAUAAAUAGCUAUUCCGAAGACUUAGACCUUAUUGAUGUCUGGAGAAUACAAAACCCUGAACAACGACAAACCCCGAAAUACAAUGCAGACUUGACUUUUUUCUCAUAAGUCAAUGCACAUCUUGCAACUCAAUCAACACAGAUAUAGUCCCUGGUUAUAAGACAGAUCAUUCAUUGGUCACGUUGCAAAUUUCGACGCAUAAUAACAUGAGAGGUCGGGGCUUCUGGAAACUAAAUACCUCAUUCCUAAAGGACGAAGAAUAUAUAAAGAAAAUACAAUCCAUUAUAACUCAAACUAAAGAUGAAUAUGCACUGGAUAAUACUGUCGAUCCAAACUUACUGUGGGAAAUGAUAAAAAUGAAAAUUAGAGAGACAUCAGUUGAGUUUGGCAGAAUAAAUAAGAGAAAAAUGUUUCAAAAACAAGAUGAUAAAGAAAAGACAAUCAAAAUCCUGGAGGAGCAGACCGCCAACAUUGAUGCCACUGACUGCCAAAAUGUAUGGUCAGAGUUAGAAAAGAAAAGACGGGAACUUGAAACCAUAAUCGAAUACCAGACAAAAGGGGCUAUUCUAAGAUCUAAAUCGCGAUGGUACAAUGAGGCCGAAAAAAACACUAAAUACUUUCUAAACUUAGAGAAGAGACACUGCAAACAAGGAACAAUUAUCCAACUGAAAGUUAAUGACAAAGACUUAAUCCAAUCCGACAGGGAAAUCUUACACAAGUGCGAGACCUUUUAUAAAAAUCUCUACAGUUCAAAAGUACAAGUUAACGAUUACCCGGAAGUUUUCUUUCCACCUGCACGAGAAGUAUUAAGUGAAGAAAGAAAACAGCAUUGUGAGGGUCUUUUAACUUCUAAAGAGUGUUUGGAAGCAUUAAACGGUAUGGCCACGGAAAAAACACCUGGUACUGAUGGCCUGCGGUGUGAAUUUUAUAAAGUUUUUUGGAAAGAUGUAGACGAAACACUAACAGAGGCCCUAAACUUUUCUUACCAAACAGGAAAACUCGCUGUAUCACAAAGGCGAGGAACUGUCAAGCUUAUACCGAAGAAGGAUGCAGAUCCCAACCUGAUUAAAAACUGGCGCCCAUUGACACUAUUAAACUGCGAUUAUAAGAUUGCAUCAAAGGCUAUUGCAAAUCGAAUCAAAACAGUUCUACCGGAACUUACAUCAGAAGAUCAGUCAGGCUUUAUUAAAAACAGAUGUAUCAGUGACAAUAUACGCACAUUAGAUAGUGCUAUUAAGUAUGCAGAAAACAAAGGUUUACGCGGUCUACUUCUUUUCCUCGAUUUUGAAAAAGCUUUUGACACGUUAGAGUGGUCAUUCAUAAACCAAACGUUACGGCACUUUGGGUUUGGCCCCUCACUGUUAAACUGGGUUGAACUAUUUUACUGCAAUACCGAAAGCUGUAUACUAAACAAUGGAUGGGCAAGCAAUUUCUUUGAGUUAAGUAGAGGUGUUAGACAAGGCUGCCCCCUAUCGCCUUACCUCUUCAUACUGUCCGUAGAAAUACUCGCUGAAGCUAUUCGCAAUAAGCAAGAAAUAAAGGGCAUCAAAAUCUAUAAUACCGAAGUUAAAGUAAGUCAAUAUGCGGAUGACACGACACUCAUUUUAGAUGGAACUGAAGAAUCAGUAAGAGCGUCACUGUUACUGAUAGAAGCAUUUGGGAACAUAUUUGGCCUAAGGCUGAAUAAUGAGAAAACAGAGGCCUUGUGGAUAGGUUCUAAAAGAAACUGCAACCUGAAACUCUGUCCGGAAAAAAAUUUUAAAUGGCAAAAGGGAAAGGUCAAAGCACUAGGCGUGUGGCUGUCUACAGAUCAACAGUUAACACUCUCUCUCAAUUACAACGAGAAAUUGGCAAAAAUCCAAACUAUCCUGGGAUGCUGGAAAUUUAGAAGACUUAGCUUAAUAGGGAAAAUAACAGUACUAAAAAGCCUUGUAGCAUCCCAAUUGCUCUAUAUACUCACACCUUUGCAAACUUUGCAAAUUUUUUUCCACCAAGCAAUAAAAGAGAUCAACAAGCUUUUUGUCAAUUUCUUAUGGAACGGCAAAAAGGAUAAAAUGAAACGCUCGAUCAUGAUCAAUGACUACCCUGAAGGAGGACUAAAAAUGAUUGAUAUUGCCUCUUUUAACAAAUCUCUCAAGGCUACGCGGAUUAAAAAGUAUCUAGAUUCAGGAAACCGUGGCAAAUGGAAAAACUUCUUUAAUCUGGCGCUGGGAAAAUACGGGGGAAGUCUUUUUUUGGAAUUAGGAAAUCUUAACAGAAAGGAUAUUGAUAAGCUAAAGAUAGAAGACCCUUUUAUCAAAGAAAUUGUAGAAAUUUGGUCUGACACUUUCUUCGAGAGGAAAAUAGUAUCAAAAGAUCAUUUUCUAUCUCUACCUCUGUUACAAAAUUCAUUAAUAAGAAUAAAUAACGCACCAGUUUUCUGCAAUAAUUGGCUUAACAAGGGUAUAACAAAAGUUAAACAUCUAAUGGACGAGAAUUCUCUCAACUUUUUUUCCCUCGACCAUUUUCAGAACAGAUAUAACAUUUGAGUAAAACCAUUAAUGUUUUUUGGAAUCGUCUCAGCCGUGAAAUCUUUACAACGACAAAUCCCGAGAACACAUCAGCAGUAUGAAAGUCCUCUUAACACAUUUCUCAAAGGCCAAAAAUCAUCUAGAAUUGCUUACAAGCAACUAAUAGCAAAUAAAAGUGAAAAACCCACAUCUUGUAUAGACAAAUGGCAUAAAGACAUCCACUCUUCAACCGAUAAAAAUGCUGACUGGAGAAACGUUUUUCAAGCAGCAAACACUUGUACAACGAGCUCAAAACUAAUUGAUUUUAAUUUCAGAUUUUUACACAGACGUUUACCAACUAACAGCUAUCUGCAAAAAAUAGGAGUUAAAGAGGACGGAAAAUGUACUUUUUGCCAUGACGAGAAAGAAGAUUUGGUCCAUCUAUUUUGGAAAUGCCAAAAAACCAAAAAUUUUUGGGAUAAUUUCUCGAUAUGGCUUCAGUCGUGCCAGAUCCUCCAACCAGGCAGUUACUUAGACAUGACUACCGCUUUGGGCCUAACGCCAGACAGCUCUUCCUUUAAGCUUCAUAUAAACUUCUGUUGUCUUAUAGCUAAGAACUUUAUCUGGAUAUGCAGAUCAAAAGAAUGUUUCCCAAUUCACAACAAUUUCUUGUUUUAUUUGAGACAUAUAUACCAAUUAGAAAAUAAGACACCGCGCAAUACAAAAAAUGGAAACCUUUCUUUUCCUCGCUGGGUCUUGUCUCCUAACUCCAAAAACAUAAAUUAGUGCACCUACUAUGAGUAUUUAUAUUACUUUCACCACAAAGAAAGAAAAAAAAAAUGUAAAAAUUAAUUAUAGAUUAUACUAAGUACAGUAAUAUAUGGAAUUACCAUUGCUGUAACGUAUUUUAAUAUUUGUAAGUAUAUUGCCAUGUAAGUGUGUAAAUUCGCUAUUUGUUUUUUUUUGUUACUUUAUUUGUUACUUUUUUUUUCUUUUUAUUACUUUAUUUAUUCUGUGUAAUUUUUGUUUCUUUUCUGUGUGUGUAUUACUUGCAAUAAAUAAAAAAAAAACUAAAGAUAUUUAUAAAACCUAGCCAAGAGUAGACAAUGACUCAGAAAUAAAAUAUCUCCUCCUUUCCUUGUAAAAAAAAAAAAAAAAAAAAAAAGUCAUUCUAUCCUACACAUAAGAUAGUACUGCUGCGAUGAGCGGUUUCAGGUGGUGAUCAACAAAUGCCGAGAUCUUUUCCAUUAGCGUAUUAAAUCCAGAGAUAACUGGUCUACCUGGGCAACCUCUCUUAUGUAAUUUAGGCAGAAGAUAAAACCAUCCAACUCUUGUCCCGCCAUUAACAAGUAAAUACUCCAAAGUUCUGUCACUUAUGUGUCCAUCACUACAUGCUUUGUUCAAGCUCUCAUUAACCUUCUCGAUCAUAAACCCGGUGGGGUCCAUCUCCAAAGAGACAUAUACUGCACUAUCACCCAAUUGUCUCGUAGCCUCUGUGACGUACCGUUCCUUAUCCAUAACAACCACCGCUGAUCCCUUAUCUGCCUGCUUGAUAACGAUGUCAUCAUAACUCCUUAAAUCCUCGCGAGCUUUUUGUUCUUCUUUGGUGAGGUUCUGGUGGCACUUCUCCUUUAGGUUGGAUUCCCGGAAGAUUUUCUCCUCGAGCGCACUCGUGUACACUUCAAGAAAGGGAUCUCUAUUCUUGUCCAGACACUGGCUAGAUUUUUUUUUCUAAAAGCCAGAAUCUUGGAGAAAUCCCCAUCGCUUUCCUCGUCACUGUAGAAAUAUUCUUUCAAACGGUUCCUUCCUACGUAGUUUAACACAUUCUUCCUCAGAGUAUAUACAUCAAUUUCGGUUGGGGUAGGGCAGAACGAUAAACCCUUAGAGAGAAGUGCAUUCUCCGCCUCACUUAAUGUCCUAUCUGAUAAAUUAACAACAACCUGAAGUCCAUCACUAUAAACCUGGUCACUAACAGAACCUAAACCUACAAAUUCAGAAGCAGUGAGACUGGGAAGCAAUGGCAGUGUGAAGACGUGUCGAAAGACCGUCUGCGUAACACUACUCUUUUGCCGUGGAUGCGGGAAUGGAAAAAUUUUUUAAGUUAUUGCUAAGUAAAAGAAGAACAAGACAGCUAUCCUCCGAUAGUUCUCUACAUACCUCACCAGAACCAAAGAAACUUAAAGAGUGUGAUAGUUCUAACUCUUCCAAAGGCGAACGCGAAGAAGGUGACGAUAUUAUUCUAUCUGCUCUGAAUAUGGCUGAAAACCUUCAAAAACCACUGCAAGAUAUUCGUAAGAAGCUUGAAAAGCUGGAUGCCACCGAAGAAGCAGUGAAUAACCUCGGGAAGGAAUGCCAUUAG